AUGGCACCCCCAGGCAGGCGGAAGUUCACCACUUUAAUCCUUCUCCCACUCCUCGCCCUCCUCUUUCUUGCUAGCAGUGCUCAUGCUGGCUCCGCGGUGUUAGGAAUCGACCUUGGGACCGAGUACUUCAAGGCCGCCAUCGCAAAACCAGGUAGCCCUAUCGACAUUGUCCUCUCGAAAGAUUCCAAACGGAGAGAAGCAGCUACAAUUGCCUUCAAACCCUCAAGGGCGCAGACUAGCGACGAUGAAGCGUUUCCUGAGAGGCUGUACGGUGGAGAUGCCGUGGCCCUGGCGGCUCGGUUUCCCACGGAUGUUUACCCGAACCUGAAGACACUACUUGGCCUUGAUGCAUCAUCCGAACUAGUGGAACAAUAUACCGCACGAUACCCUGGACUCGAUAUUGAAACGAUUCCACGAUCCGAUGGCGGAGAAGGUACAGUCGGGUUCAAGAGCAGCAGUUUUGGCAAAAGGAAAGAAGUGUUCAUGAUCGAAGAACUCCUAGCAAUGGAACUUAAAAACAUCAAAGCUAAUGCCGAAUCCCAAGUGGUCAAGGGCACCUAUGUGACGGAGGUAGUCAUAACAUACCCUUCGUUCUUUACUGCGGACGAGAAGAGAGCGAUUGAAUUGGCUGCGGACUUGGCUGGUUUACGUGUGCUCGGGCUUAUAAGCGACGGUCUCGCGGUCGGACUCAACUACGCAACGUCUCGUACUUUUGAUAGUGUUUCAGAAGGAGGAAAACCCGAGUAUCAUCUUGUGUACGAUGUCGGUGCUGGAUGUGCCACUGCAACUGUGCUCAAAUUUCAAGGUCGAACAGUCAAAGGGUCUGGCAAGCGCAACCAGACAAUUCAAGAAGUCAUUGUUCUCGGCACCGGCUUUGACAGAACACUUGGUGGCGACUCUUUGAAUGAUCUCAUUGUUGACGAUAUGAUUGCUCAGUUUCUUUCAUUACCAAAGGUUCAGAAAUUCGAAGUGUCAGAGGCCAAGAUCAAAUCUCACGGAAAGACUAUGGCAAAGCUCUGGAAGGACGCGGAACGUUUGCGCCAACUACUCAGUGCAAACGCUGUUUCAUCUGCAAGCUUUGAGGGAUUGUAUGACGAGGAUCUAAACUUCAAAUACAGCUUAACAAGGGAAAGAUUUGAAAAGCUAGCAGCUGAUCACGCCACCCGCUUUGGACCACCUCUAUCUGCCGCCUUGAGUUCCGCAGGGCUACAACUUGACGACCUCGAGUCAAUCAUCCUCCACGGAGGCUUAGUGAGAACCCCAUUUGUCCAGAAGGAGCUCGAAAGAAUCGCAGGCGACUCUAGCAAAAUCAAGUCCAACGUCAACGCGGAUGAAGCAGCAGCGAUGGGUGCAGGCUUCAAGGCAGCAUCCUUGAGCCCAAGCUUCCGGGUCAAGGAUAUUCGUAGCACCGAUAUCUCAGGCUCCGUCGUUAGCAUCAAAUGGAGUACAGAGAAUAAGGAAAAGGCGCAAAAACUCUUCACACCUUCCUCUCACAUAGGACACGAAAAGCAGGUACCUGUCAAGGCUUUGGAAGACAUCACAUUAUCUUUCACACAGACUGUACAUGAGAAACAUAUCGACAUCUUGGGAGUUCAAGCUACAAAUUUGACAAAAUCAGCAGCAGUAUUGCAGGACAAGCAUGGAUGUACCCCGGCAAAUAUCAGCACUAGCUUCAACGUUCGAUUGAGUGCGCUGGAUGGUCUUCCUGAAGUCGUCUCUGGUUCUGUUAGCUGUGAAACGGACGGAAGCAAGGCGGCUGGUGUGAUCGAUAAUGUGAAAGGUCUCUUCGGAUUUGGCUCCAAAAAGGAAGACGAUCAAGAUGUCCUCGCGGAUCAGGAGCUAGGGGACGCCGAUUCGUCUUCAUUGACUCCUCUACCAGUAUCUGACCCUACAAGUGCAGGGUCAACCAUUUCGUCGGUCUCGGCUACAUCAUCCGACUCGACCGUAUCUUCGUCCACCACCUCUUCUUCCUCAAGCAAACCUGCCAAGGCCGCGAAAGCCACUCCAACGAUUGUUUCGGUCCCGCUUGCCCUCAAGCCCAUCCCAAUUGGCUUAAAUGCUCCGCCCAUAGCGCUACUUCCAAAACUACGACAAAGACUUACCCAAUUCGAUACUUCUGACCAGAACGCAGUAUCACGCGCUGAAGCACUGAAUACUCUUGAAGCUUUCACAUACCGAGCUCGUGAUUACUUGGAGGACGAUUCGUUUAUCUCUGCGUCUACUGACAAAGACCGAGACGAACUAGAAAAGCAGUUGUCUGCUACCUCAGAGUGGCUCUAUGGUGAUGGGACAGAUGCCAAUCUACAAGCCUUCAAAGACAAAUUGAAAGGUUUAAAGAACUUGGUUGAUCCUGUCCUGAAGCGGAAGCAAGAAGCAAGCAAGCGACCGGAGGCGAUCAAAGCGUUGCAGGACGGGUUGCAAAACUUGGCCGGUAUGAUCAAGAUGGUGGAAGGAAGCAUAGAGAAAGCAGCUGAUGACGCAGCAUCAAGUGCCAGCGAAGCUGCUGCAUCUGCAGCCUCGAGCACAAUCCACAGCACAACUAGUUCGUCGGCCAGGGAUGAUCUUGACGAAGACCCGUACAGCACGAAGUCAACUGCGGAGUCAGACGAGACCGAGUUGCCCGCAAUCAAACCUUACGAGUACACAGCAGAAGACCUAUCUCUCCUGACCAGCAAGUAUGAUGCCGCCAAAGCGUGGCUCGACAAAAAACUGGCUUCUCAGGAGAAGCUUUCAUCAUUUGACGACCCUGCAUUCCUCGUAUCUGAGCUGGAGACAAAAGGCCAAGAGCUACAAAGAGCGGUGUCAGAUACCCUUAUGAAAACGAUCAAAAUGCAAGAUCCACGAAAACCAAAACCGAGCAAGAGAGGAAAGUCAAAGACGACGAGAAAGACAACGUCGUCUGGUACUAGUACCUCAACAAGUGUUCGAGAUGAGCUAUAG
Molecule: messenger RNA, 2940 nt
Organism: Exophiala aquamarina CBS 119918
Lineage: Eukaryota; Fungi; Ascomycota; Eurotiomycetes; Chaetothyriales; Herpotrichiellaceae
Exons: 1
Coding region: 1-2940 (979 amino acids)
Biological process (GO): endoplasmic reticulum unfolded protein response; negative regulation of hypoxia-induced intrinsic apoptotic signaling pathway; cellular response to hypoxia
Cellular component (GO): endoplasmic reticulum chaperone complex
Molecular function (GO): ATP-dependent protein folding chaperone; ATP binding
Source: RefSeq, a predicted model, not a curated record